AUGCGGCGCGAUCGAGCACAAGCUGGAACACUUGCUGGGUUUACUGCGGAAGUCAGCUCAACAAUCGAUGCGGUGGGCGGAGAUGGUUCUGCACCCGCCAACUCAGGUGGCAUCGGCAAAAUACGUCUCGUUCGCGACCCUUUCGGGUUUGUGUUUCCUGGCUGUAUGUACGUGCUGUCAAUGCAGUCAGGAUCAUCGCGCAAGAUGGCGAACAGCGACGGUGUUUCUGUGGUACUCAAUCGGGAUGGAACAGUCACAAGUACUACUGGUGGAGAGCGCGUUGCCAGGUGGUUUUUCCCUUGGAAAAAGUCUCUCGGCGGCACGAACGAUGAGUCGUGGGCUUCGGGGAAUGAAGUGCUGCUUCGGUUCAACACCGAUUUUAGUCAGGUCGGACUAACCGCCACAGCUUGGGAGGUUGGAGGAAGUCGCGACGUAACACUUUCAUCUUCAGAUGGCGGGAGGACGUGGCUACCGGUAUCAGAGUGCAACAGUCAAUCCAAGGCGUUGGAAUCACUCACACUUCGGAAGAUUGGACCGCACUUUUUGCUGUCCGCCACAGAAGAUGUCGUCCUGCAGUACCGAAGAAACUUGAGCUGUCCGUAUGAAUGGCUGGAUCCCGAUGCAUUCCGUAUUCGGCACUACCGCAGCAAGUCGUUGGAGGAGUACGUGCACAGGAGGACCGGUGCAGACUCGGCGUACCGAAACAAGCGAUACACGAAGGAACGACUCGCGCUGGAGUGGCAGGAGACUAAUGCCCAGUGCGGAAACGGCCGGGUUUGA
Ectocarpus siliculosus is the source of this 780-nucleotide messenger RNA. NCBI's taxonomy places the organism in Eukaryota, Phaeophyceae, Ectocarpales, Ectocarpaceae. The record is from the annotation of a GenBank genome assembly.